Messenger RNA from Cavia porcellus (domestic guinea pig), 3558 nucleotides. RefSeq names its product fibrinogen C domain containing 1 (gene Fibcd1). Lineage: Eukaryota; Metazoa; Chordata; Mammalia; Rodentia; Caviidae. The coding region runs from base 216 to 1601 and encodes 461 amino acids. The record is from RefSeq and is a predicted model, not a curated record. The transcript is spliced from 7 exons.
CGGGCGCGGGCGCGGGGACGGCGGGGCCUCGCGCUCCCGCGCGACUCCCCGCGCACACCCGGCGCUCACACACGCGCGCACCUGCACACGGCGUCCGCGUCCAGGCCACGCCGGCGCCGGCAGCGAGCGAGGCGGGGAGCCGGGAGCAGGCAGAGCCCGCGCCCCAACCCCGCUCCUCUCUCCGCCUGGGCGCCCGCAGCGGCGCCUCCCCGGAGAUGGUCAACGACCGCUGGAAGACCAUGGGCAGCGCGUCCCAACUUGAGGACCGGCCGCGCGACAAGCCGCAGCGGCCCAGCUGCAGCUACGCUCUCUGCACCGUGCUGCUGUCCCUGGCUGUGCUGCUGGCUGUGGCGGUCACCAGCGUCGUCCUCUUCCUGAACCAUAUCCACGUGCCGGGCACGGCGCCCCCACCUGUUGUGAGCACAGGGCCGGCAGGGGUCAACGGCGCCCUGGUCACCGUGGAGAGGGCCGACAGCUCCCGCCUCAGCAUCCUCAUCGACCCGCGCUGCCCCGACCUCGCUGAUGGCUUUGCGCGCCUGGAGGGGGCCCAGGCCUCUGUGCUGCGGGCACUGGCAGAGCACCGGGCCCAGCCGCCCCCCGACGGCACCCAGGAGCGGGAGCUGCUGGACACCAUAGCCGACCAGCUGGCCCGGCUGCUGGCCCGGGCUUCGGAGCUCCAGGCCGAGUGUGCUGGGCUGCGCAAGGGCCACGGCACGCUGGGCCAGGGCCUCAGCACCCUGCAGAGCGAGCAGGGCCGCCUCAUUCAGCUUCUCUCCGAGAGCCAGGGCCAUAUGGCGCACCUGGUGACCUCCGUUGGCGACAUCCUGGACGUCCUGCAGAGGGACCGGGGGCUGGGCCGGCCCCGCCUCAAGGCUGAUAUCCAGCGGGCACCUUCCAGGGGCAUCCGGCCGCGGGGCUGUGCCAACGGCUCUCGGCCCCGUGACUGUCUGGACGUCCUCCUGAGCGGACAGCAGGACGACGGCGUCUACUCGGUCUUCCCCACGCACUACCCCGCCGGCUUCCAGGUCUACUGUGACAUGCGCACUGACGGCGGCGGCUGGACGGUGUUCCAGCGCCGUGAGGACGGCUCCGUGAACUUCUUCCGGGGCUGGGACGCAUAUCGGGAGGGCUUCGGCAAGCUCACAGGGGAGCACUGGCUAGGGCUCAAGAGGAUCCACGCGCUGACCACGCAGGCCGCCUAUGAGCUGCACGUGGACCUGGAGGACUUCGACAACGGCACGGCCUUUGCCCGCUACGGGAGCUUCGGCGUGGGCUUGUUCUCGGUGGACCCCGAGGAGGACGGGUACCCGCUCACUGUGGCCGAGUACUCGGGCACCGCAGGCGACUCCCUCCUGAAGCACAGCGGCAUGCGGUUCACCACCAAGGACCGCGACGGCGACCACUCGGACAACAACUGCGCCGCCUUCUACCGCGGCGCCUGGUGGUACCGCAACUGCCACACGUCCAACCUGAACGGCCAGUACCUGCGCGGCGCGCACGCCUCCUACGCCGACGGCGUCGAGUGGUCCUCUUGGACCGGCUGGCAGUACUCGCUCAAGUUCUCCGAGAUGAAGAUCCGGCCGGUCCGGGAGGACCGCUAGGCGGCACUGCUGCCCCGCCCCGCCCGAGGACACCGCCCGCCCGAGGACACCGCCCGCCCGCGCAUGGCCACCCCGCCCCGCCGCGGCCCCGCUGACAGCUGCUUGCGCCCCGCUCUCCGCGCUGCUGAUCUGGGCACCCCUGGGCAGCGCCACUGGCACAACCGCUUCGCCUGCCCAAACGCCUGGCCUCUCCCGGGGCUCUCGUGGAAGCUCAGCGCGGGCUGGCGUGGCUCUGAGGCCACCCCACCUCCGGGACCCCGACUCUUCGCCGAAGACCUCGCCCCACUCGGGGACCAGGUUGUGCCCGCGCUGUCCCCCGUCUGCUGUACCCAGGCACCACCGGGGUCCACCCCGGGUCCUGCCAGCCCAGCCCCUCCUGCCGGCCCUGCUUCUCCCGCCAGGGGGCUGCGCGAAGCCUGCACGGUGGUCUGGGCAGACAACCUCUCGGUUUCCUGGGCUGGGGCUGGGGCUGAGCGCUCUCCCCCCACACCUUUCCCUUCGCUCUUCCCACAUCGACCUUCGUGCCUCAGGCUCCCGAGGCCUUCUGGGAGCACAGCCUGGUGAGGGGAGCAGUAAGAACCCCCCCACUCCCACAUCCGUCAAGGUCUGCUUGUCUGCAGGGUGCUGCCCCCUGCCGGCGACCGUAGGCAAUGCUCCUUGGGCCUAGCCUUGCUGACCACAGAGAGGGAGAGACUGAGGCCAGGAACAGCCUGCUCGGAGCUGGACAUCCAUGUGUUUGCCACAGAGACCUUUGAGAAGGCCUGGCUGCCAGCCCGGAGCCCGUCCAGGUGGUGGCUGCACCCGGGAACCCCCCGUGGGCAGGAUGAGCAGGGGGCAGGAAAGUGGGGCGUGGGUUCUUUUUUCCUGAAAGGCCUAGAUGGCCCUCGGUGAGUGGCUCCAGACUGGUAGCCUCCCACAUGGCACCCAGCUUGGGGCCGAGGUGCCACAAGCAGGUGACUCCAGCCCAGAGUGACCGGGGUGGUGUGGAAGAGCUGCCCAGGGUGGGGAGGAGGCCAGGGAAAGGUACCAGCCGUGCAGGGAAGCGAACCCAGGCAGCCGGCUCGCCAGGACACUGGCACACUGCCGAGGCCUGGUGGAAGCCGACUCCCGCGGGCUGGGGUCGCAUCUGUGCCAGCGCCGUUCAGGGUACCCAGCGCCUUCUGCUGUGCCAUGAAGUGAACACCCAUCGGUGCAGGGUUGACAGAGUUGCUGAUGCCUGCAUCUGGUGGGAGACUGGGCCCUUGUGCCAGGCAGACAUCUGGAGCUCAGCACAGUUGGGGGACAGGGCAGAGGACAGGGGUCAGGUGAGGGUGGCCUUAGCAGCCUGAGGGCCAGGUUAGCUGCAUGUGUCAGCCAGUCCAUGCCCAAAAGCCCAAGGCCAGGGUUGGCACCACUAGGGGAUGUGGCCCUGCCAGGCACUGGCUGAGUGGGCACAAAGCCAGGUGUCCACAGAGGUUACCAGACUCCAGCCCCAGUUCGAUGCAAGGUGGCGGGGUCCCUGUGGCCUGCCGUGUCCCCAUGGAGCUUCCACUCUUUCCCUUGGGUGAGGGAAGGGAGCUGCGUGAGGAGGGGUCUCCGUUUUCCUUGACCCUGGUUCCGGCAGGGACCACCCCACCCAGCAGGAGCAGGCUCUGUGACAGCUGGGGACCUCAUUUCUGGCCCCUGAAUACCAGUCACAUUUCUGGGACUUCUGCCAAGGCCAUCCCAAUGGUUUCCCGAGCCCUCAGCCUUCUGACUGAACCUACGUAUCCUCCCUGGCGGCCUUGGCACCAUCGGCAAGAAGCAAAGACCCUGCUGAGAGCCCAUCUCUGGCUGAGUCACCUCUACCUGGUUGCGUGUCAUUCGGGUUUCUAACGCCACCCUCAUGGGGGCAGUGACAUUGCUGGCGCCACCUCCUCCUGGCACCCACCCUCAUCCACAUGGGUUUGGCUGGGGCUGGAGCCCUGCUCACCCAAAA